AUGGUCAAAUGCACACAGGCGUCCUCCAAACUGGAGCUUUCUCUCAACAACCCUGCAAAAGACCAGGAGACAGCGGUUAUCCCCAACCAGCAAAACCAAGCCGGCAAUGGUGAUGACCACAACCUUGAUGAUUUUCCUGAAGGCGGCGCUCGCGCAUGGGCUGUUGCCAUUGGCACGGCUGGGAUAGCGUUCUGCACCUUGGGUGUUAUCAAUUCGUUCGGGGUUCUCCAGGGAUGGUACCAGGUUCAUCAGCUGGAGGACCGGACUGCAUCAGAAAUAUCAUGGAUCGGGUCCACACAGGCAUUAUUCGUGUUUGGGGGAGGUGUAAUCGGAGGGCCUCUAUUUGAUCUUUAUGGAGCCAAGGUUAUUCGGCCGGCGGCAUUGCUUUAUGUUGUGAGCAUCAUGCUGACCAGCGUCUGCAAGGAGUAUCAUCAGUUUGUGCUCGCUCAGGGCAUUCUUGGUGGUCUUUCCAAUGGCAUGACCAUAUUUCCAGCGAUGUCUGCAGGACCCCAAUAUUUCAACAAGAGACGCGCCGCUGCCAUGGGAAUAGGGAUAGCGGGGUCUUCCCUAGGAGGUGUCGUCUGGCCCAUCGUCCUAACAGUCAAAGCCCGCCUCCCGCCGCAAAAAACCCAGUUCUUUCUCUGGUCAUCCUUUAAAGAGACCCCUUAUCUAUAUCUCGUCGCUGCAGGCUUCUUUGGGUUUCUUGGAGUAUUCACACCGUUGUUCUACCUACCUAUCUAUGCCUAUAUCCAAGGUGCAGGCGUCUCACUGGCCUUUUAUCUCGCGGCGAUUUUCAACGCAGCAUCGUUCGUGGGUCGAGUCGUCACCGGUAUUCUUGCCGACAAACUAGGCCGCUUCAAUAUGUUUUUCGCAGCGACCAUCACCAGUGGUCUCCUUACAGUUUGCUGGUUGGAGGUCCAUACUGAUGCUGCAUUGGUUGUUUUCGCUUGCUUCUUUGGCUUCUGCUCUGGUGCAGUAACUACGGGAAUGGCGGUAUCUUUCACCUCCAUUCCCAAAGAUCCCCGGAACAUAGGUACAUAUAUGGGUAUGGGCAUGGGGAUCGCUGCUAUAGCGGCACUCGUAGGGCCCCCUAUUAAUGGAGCACUCCUUAGCGGCCGGGGGUUUGCCUCAAUGGCAUACUUCAGUGAAUCAGUGAAUUUUCUGGCGGCUUUUAUGGUGGUUAUAGCCAAACAUUCGACCACCAAAGGAAUUUUUUCGAACAAUUGAUAAGUUUAUAUAGAUAUGUUUAUCCCUGAGCAUCAACGUUCGUUAGGUAGCUAGUCUUGCGUUCUCUUGAUCUUUUCUUCACUGAGAAAGGCUUCGUUUUUCUCUCCGGUACCUCAAAGGAGUCAUCUCUGUAUCUAUCUACAUCUUCUUCCCCUCCUUCUCUUCACCACCGGCUUCUUGCUGCCAUAACAGCAGGCUGAGCCUCUCUCAGAUAUCCGCCUCC
Trichophyton rubrum CBS 118892 is the source of this 1450-nucleotide messenger RNA. RefSeq lists its product as uncharacterized. The transcript has 4 exons. Lineage: Eukaryota; Fungi; Ascomycota; Eurotiomycetes; Onygenales; Arthrodermataceae. The record is from RefSeq and is a predicted model, not a curated record. Gene Ontology annotation, biological process: transmembrane transport. The coding region runs from base 1 to 1227 and encodes 408 amino acids. Gene Ontology annotation, cellular component: fungal-type vacuole membrane. Gene Ontology annotation, molecular function: transmembrane transporter activity.